Daphnia carinata is the source of this 2512-nucleotide messenger RNA. Its product is annotated as integrin beta-PS-like. Gene Ontology annotation, biological process: integrin-mediated signaling pathway; cell-matrix adhesion; cell adhesion mediated by integrin. The record is from RefSeq and is a predicted model, not a curated record. Gene Ontology annotation, molecular function: integrin binding. Lineage: Eukaryota; Metazoa; Arthropoda; Branchiopoda; Diplostraca; Daphniidae. Gene Ontology annotation, cellular component: cell surface; focal adhesion; integrin complex.
CCGUUGAAGAUGUUACUUUUGUUUAAGCUUUUAGUACUAUUAGGAUUUUCCCUAUUCAAAUGGACAGAAGCUCAACGAUCAGACAUCAUGCCUCGAAAUCUUGCCGAAAAAAAUCGUUGCAUCGGUUACAAGACCUGUAGCGAAUGUCUUCAACUGGCAGGAUGUGCCUGGUGCUCAAAAAAGGAUUUCUUAAAUAACGGAAAACCUUUAGCUCGAUGUAACCCUGUUGACUGGUUCAAUUCUAAUGACGACCAUUUGCUGGAAGAAAGUUGCAGUGGUUCGAUAAUAUACUCGACUACCAACACUACGAUUCAAGCAAUUAAAGAUGAAGUUCUGGGACAAGAAGGAAGUGGAAAUCAACUAAAACCGCAAAAAAUGUUAAUUAAGACGAGUCCACAUAAGCCUGUCAACUUUCAAAUCAAGUUCAGAAGGGUAUCCGGAUACCCUGUGGACCUAUACUAUAUUAUGGAUCUUUCUACGUCGAUGAAAGCUAGCAAAGAAAAACUUGUCAAUCUGGCAGCCUCAUUGGCUGACGCCAUGCGAAACAUCACUACAGACUUCAGAAUGGGGUUUGGUUCCUUUAUCGACAAGCCCAUUAGCCCUUUUGCCAACGAAGUGCAACCCUUGAAACCAUACUUGUUUCGACACCACAUGAAACUAUCGAAAGAUGCCACUACGUUUGCUCUGCAGGUUAACAGUGCUCCCACUUUCGAUAACUUGGAUUCACCAGAAGGAGGUCUAGAGGCCUUAAUGCAAGCCGUCGUCUGCACCCAAGAAAUUGGCUGGAGGAGCAAUUCUCAUCGUUUAAUCAUUUUUUCAACGGAUGCCCCUUAUCACAUUGCAGGAGAUGGAAAGUUGGCAGGAAUCUCGUUACCCAAUGAUGAGACCUGCCACGUCCUACAGGACAGAAAUGGCCAAUUUUAUUACGACCAUUUUCGCUGGUUGGACUAUCCAAGUAUGGCUCAGAUAAGCCGUCAAAUCGCCAACAAUUCCAUGAAUGUUAUUUUCGCGGUUCCGGGUUCAAUGGUUACGACCUAUCGUGAUCUUAGUGCACGACUUCUGGGAGCCUCAGUGGGAGAAUUGACAAACGAUUCGUCCAAUAUUGUAGCUCUUGUUCAAGACCAGUAUAAUAAAAUUAGUUCGUCAGUGAAACUAACGCACAGAGCAUCAGAAUACGUCAGUGUCAGCUACUCGUCCUCGUGUUCCACUAACGGUCAACCCAUUAACACAAACCGUUGCGAUGGAAUCAAGACUGGAUCAACGGUGACGUUUGAUGUAACCAUCAUUGUGAAGUCGUGUCCUCGAGGAAGCAGUUUUCAAGAAGUGGUCGAAUUCUUCCCCGUUGGUGUGAAUGAAGUAGUAACGGUUGAAUUGGAUGUAAUCUGUCAAUGUCCUUGUGAGGCAAAGGACCAGUGGACCACGCGUAGUGAAUGCAGCGGUGCAGGGCAAUACAUGUGUGGUUAUUGUGUUUGCGACCCGGAUUUCUCAGGUUCUUCAUGCGAGUGUGAGGGUGGCAAUGCACGAAAACCAAACCCUUUAGCUAAGGGCUGUAAACCACCACACCAAGGAAAUACUUCAUCCUUUCCUAAUUGCAGUGGUCGCGGAAGCUGCAUAUGCGAUGCGGCCUGCAAUUGCCACUCGCCUCCUGGUAGGAAAGUUUGGGGUGAUUAUUGUGAAUGUGAUGACUUUGCUUGUCCGGUUUCACCCAUCAACGAACUCGUUUGCUCUGGGCCCGAGCAGGGCAUUUGUCCUUGUAAUGGUGGAGGAGUUUGUGAAUGUAAACCAGGAUGGCAGGGUAACAGUUGUCAAACUAAAUGUCCUAAAAGUCAAGAAACUUGUUAUGAAUCUGGAAUAGCCCAGGGUGCAAUGUGUUCUGGCCGUGGAACUUGCAACUGCGGUAAAUGCUUGUGCAACAAAACAAAAGACGGAGAUACCUAUACUGGAAAUUUCUGUGAAGUCCCACCGUGUAGAGAGCUGAAAGAAUGUGUUCAGUGUUUAGCUUUUAAAAUCGGACCGUUAGCCGAAUAUGAUUGCCGUGGCUGUAAAUUCAAUGUUACAUUCGUAGCAGUUGAAAAAAUCAAAGAAACCAAAGAAGGCGAUCAAACCUGCUCUUUCCAGCAGUACCAAGACGGAUUGUAUUGCAAUUUCUUUUUUCUUCACAACAGACUGAAAAUGGAGUCUGUUAUUCCUGUCGGCGAGAAGGGUGAAUGUUCGGAACCCCCUAAUGUCAUUGCCAUAGUAAGUGGCGUUUCCGGAGCUAUAUUGGCUAUUGGUCUUCUCCUUCUGCUUUUGUGGAAAAUUCUAACAACGAUCCAUGACCGCCUGGAAUACGCAAAAUUUCUUCGUGAUCGUGAACUAGCUAAAUGGCCGCGGGGAGAAAACCCAAUCUACAAGCGACCAACUACCAUCUUUUUAAAUCCUGCUUACACAACGGGUUCCGAGAACUAAAGUUAAACGAAGACAUUUAUCCGCAUGAACUUUCUCUACGUUAAGUUCCCUCAUUGACUCUGUC